This is a messenger RNA of Girardinichthys multiradiatus, 1838 nucleotides long. RefSeq names its product ATPase H+ transporting V0 subunit cb (gene atp6v0cb). Gene Ontology annotation, biological process: proton transmembrane transport. Gene Ontology annotation, molecular function: proton-transporting ATPase activity, rotational mechanism. Lineage: Eukaryota; Metazoa; Chordata; Actinopteri; Cyprinodontiformes; Goodeidae. Gene Ontology annotation, cellular component: proton-transporting V-type ATPase, V0 domain. The record is from RefSeq and is a predicted model, not a curated record. The transcript is spliced from 3 exons. Bases 217 to 678 code for a protein of 153 amino acids.
UGUGCUGCUGCGCCGGCUAUUUAUCUUAAAAGUCGUGACUCUCCCGUUUACACUGGUAGUUAGGUUAUUAGACGGUUCCUGGUAUACCCGGCGCUGCUUUCCAAGCCCGUGUCCUUUCAUUACCCCCUGGAAAGAGAGCCUUUCCUCUUUCGGUUCAUCGCUAAUUGUUAUUUUUGUAUAUUUGCUUUAUUUUUAUACGUUAUUUAGUGAGACAGAAUGUCGAGCGAAAGCCCCGAAUACUCACCGUUCUUCGCAGUGAUGGGAGCCUCCGCGGCUAUGGUGUUCAGCGCCUUGGGAGCAGCCUAUGGCACAGCUAAGAGCGGCACAGGUAUCGCUGCCAUGUCUGUGAUGAGGCCGGAGCUCAUUAUGAAGUCAAUAAUCCCCGUUGUCAUGGCUGGUAUUAUAGCCAUCUACGGCCUGGUAGUAGCUGUGCUGAUUGCCAACAAUCUCUCAGAAAAGAUCACUCUAUACAAGAGUUUCCUCCACCUUGGCGCUGGACUCAGCGUGGGCCUCAGUGGGCUGGCGGCAGGUUUCGCGAUCGGCAUCGUGGGCGACGCCGGUGUGAGGGGCACGGCUCAGCAGCCACGGCUUUUUGUGGGCAUGAUUCUCAUCUUGAUUUUUGCUGAGGUCCUGGGUCUCUACGGGCUCAUCGUUGCCCUUAUCCUCUCCACGAAGUAAAGCAGCUCCAUUACAAGAUUGGUCCUUCAUGUUGCUGCUGGAGAAAGUGUAAAAAAAAAAAAAAAAAAAAAAGAAUCUGCCAUGCAAAAUGAAAGUUUGAGGAAAUGAAAUAUGAUAGCUCCAUAAAUAUGGUCUUUUCUCAACAAUGUGUACAGUUGUUCCAAUUUGAAAGUCAACUUGUAAAUGCGCAAUGUAGUGAUUUGUCAGUCUUGUGUGCGUGUGUUUAAAAAAGAAAAGAAAAAUUGUAAGAUGAAGACUCCUUCUCCCCCUCCACUUCUUUCAGGCUUUAGGCCAGCUGGGGCAGCUUGACCUUUGGUCUUAGAGAGCUGACCAAAGGGCCACACAGCCUUUUCUUCCUCCCACAUCAGCCUGGGAGCUGUAAUAAUCUUGAGGAUCUAUUUGUAAAGACAAACGUGUAUGGACUUAAGAUUUUUGUUCCUCUGAUUUUAUUUAUAAUGACAUGUUCGUUGAACUGUUGAAAUGCAGCAAAUGUCUAAUUGUCCAUGAUAUAUACAUAUAUAAAUAUAUACAGAGAUAAAUAUCACUAGAUUUCAUGCACUGUGGGUUAAUUGUGAUAAGUGGCUGGAUCUCAUCUGGGUGUAAUUCUUGGUCUUGAUUAAGGUUGCCUUUAGUAUGUUGCUGGUGGAGUGGGAUUAUGUAUGUAGCUGUAUUCUAAUCAUUACGCGAACAUUUUCAAACGUCAGUGUUUUUUCUUGUACUGCUGUUUGCAUUAAAGACGUGUGUGUGUGUGUGUGUGCCCCACGUUGGGUCUCACUGCUGUAAUUUCCACAUUCCAUCUCAUUCACGACCUCCUGCUUCAUCUGUGACUGUACCUCAUCUCUGCCUCAUUCCAGGCAUUAAAAACCCUGCAUGGGAUUCAGUGUUUUCUUGCUGUUGGACUACUUUCAGAAAACUUCAUCCAGAUCAAAAUACAACUUUAAUAUCAAGAUUUGAAAUUGCACAAGAGAGCUUGACUCGUUUGCAUUGUGCAGCACAAAUCAAGAUGCAAUUAGCUUUAAAUUUAGUAUUUUUAUGCAGUUAAUUCUGGAUCUGGAGCAUAUUUUCUGGAAAUAGAACUUACUGAAACGCCCAUCAACAAUCCUGUACAAGCUCUGGAUGUAUCAACAAUUCCUCAAUUAAAGAUUCCAACUUUUAAGCGA